Messenger RNA from Malurus melanocephalus (red-backed fairy wren), 3500 nucleotides. It is a transcript of the gene TPRN, whose product is annotated as taperin. NCBI's taxonomy places the organism in Eukaryota, Metazoa, Chordata, Aves, Passeriformes, Maluridae. The record is from RefSeq and is a predicted model, not a curated record. The annotation marks the transcript as partial. The transcript has 4 exons. Gene Ontology annotation, molecular function: phosphatase binding.
GGGGCGGGCGGCGAGCCCGAGCCCCCGGCCGGGGAGCGGCUGGUGGUGGCGGAGAGCCUGGGCCCGCUCCGCGAGAACCCCUUCAUGCGGCUGGAGAGCGAGCGGCGCCGGCUGCGGCAGGGGCGGCCCGGGCCCGGCGGCGCGGCGCGGCCGCUGCAGCAGCUGCUAGAGCUGUACAGCGCCGUGCCCGGCAUCCGCACCAUCCGCGCCGAAAACAUUCUCAUCAUCGAGUCCCGCGCCGACCCCGCCGCCUGCUUCGCCGCGGGAGACGCGCCGCCCGCCCGCCGCCGGGACCCGGCCGGCCCCGACCCGCUGAGGGAGCUGCUGGCCCGGCGCGGCGCCGCGCUCGCCGAGAUCCGCGCCGACCAGGUCGUCAUCUACGAGACGGGGGAGCCACCGGAGCCGCCCGAGGCGGCCGAGCCGGGCACCGUCAGCCGCCUUCUGGAGAAGUUCGGGCAGCGGCCCCGCGGCCGCCGUCGCCGCGUUGGGGACGCGCUGACCGGGACCGGCGGGGCCGCGGCUCCUCCGCAGGUGGGACCGGCCGCUGCCCGGGCUGCGCCGCCCGCUCCGCCCGCGGGGCCCGGCUCCCCCCGCGCCCCCGCGCCCCUCCAGAAGGGACCCGGCUUUCCCCGGACCCCGGCGCCAAAGGCGGCACCGGCAUCUCCGCCGGCGGUCCCGGCCACCCCCCCGCCGCUGCCGGCCCCUCCCCGGGCUGCCACCCCCCCAGCGGUGCCGGUGGCCCCCCAGCCCGCGAYCCCGCAGCCGGCUUCCCCGCGGGCUGUCACCCCUCCGCCCACGGCCCCCCCGCGGGUUGUCACACCCCCGCCCACGGUUUCCCCUCGGGCUGUCACCCCCCAGCCCACGGCACCUCCGCGGGCUCUCACUCCCCAGCCCGCACCACCUCCCCGGGCUGUAACCCCCCAGCCCACCCCCGCUCCCCCCCAUGUUUUCACCCCCGAGCCCGCUCCUCCCCAGCCCACCCCUCCUGCCCCCCGGGCUUUCACCCCCGAGCCCGCAGCCCCCCAGCCGACCCCGGCUCCCCUCCGGGCUGCAGCCCCUCAGGCGGUCCCAGCUGUCCCCAAGGCUGCUGCCCCCCAGGCCAACUGCUUCCUCCACAAGAUCAGCUCCAACUCCUUCACGGUCACUCCCCGGGGGCAGCUCCCCAGCACCCGCAUCCCCGAGCCCGGUGCUGUCCCCGCCGGCCGCCCCGUGACGGCCAAGGGGCAACCAGUGCCAUCCAUCAGCCCUUCCCAUGCCAGAGCCAACGCCAGGAGGCCAAAGCYGGAGGAGGCCGAAGCGGCCGUGUCCCCCCUGCCCAGUGCCAGUCCGGCCCCCAGUGCCACCGGCGCCGCUCGGCCGCUCUCCGCCUCAGCCCCCCGGGCCGGGGGCUCCUUCGAAAUUCACCCGGCCCCCAAGCCCAACUUGGCGGCCAUCCCAGCCCACGACCUGCAGGCACAGGCUCUGGCCAAGCUGCGCCUGAAUUCACGCAAUUCCUUCGUCUUCGUGCCCCGCCGGGAGGGUGGCCCGACUCAGCCACCGGCCCAGAUUGCCCGGCCAGGGCCAGCGCCACCGCCCUCGGAGGAGAAGGCACCCAAGGAGGUCCCGAGGGCUUCCGCCCCGGAGCAGGAAGAGCCCAUCACUUCCCCACCAGCGCCUGUGGAUCCGCUGGUACCUGUGACUUACAUCGAUGACAUUGUGGAGCCGGAUGGUGGGGAGCUUCCUCCCAAGGCUGGCCCGGCCGCGAGGACGGGGAGCUUGGCCGAUCAGCCUGGAGGAGCUGGCCCUGACCUGGAGAUGGAGUUUUCCUCCGUGCCCCUCUACAGACCACACACGGCCCCCCAGCAGCGGGGUGGCAGCACCUUCACUGUCGUGCCCAAAAGGAAGCCUGUGCCCCCGGGGCUGCAGGCUCUCACCGAUGCCAGUGGAAGGCCRCAGCGGGAGGAAGAGGAGGAGGAGGAGGAGAGCAAAGGAAGAGGCAAAGCCGUGGAGAACGCUGAUGGACCCCAAGUGGCGAUAUCCCAUAAAAAACGCUACCCCACGGUGAAUGAAAUCGAAGUGAUUGGGGGGUACCUGUCCCUGGAGAGGUCCUGCAUGAGCAAGACAGGCUCRCGCCGCAAGAAGAUGAAGAUCUCUUUCAAUGAGACAAGUUUGCAGACUAUGUUUGAGUACCCCUCAGAGAGCUCCUUGGCAGAAGAGGAUGAGGAAGAGGAAGGCCAUGCUUCUGAAACAGAGGAGGAAAAAUCUCGUACUCUGUAUGUUCCACGCCCAAACAGCACUUUGCAUCCCAGUACACCUAACUCAGCAGAUUUAUCCAGCUACACCCCAAAGCACUCCGUGAAGUUCAGCGAGUGGCAGGAGCAAAAGUAUGAGGGUCCUGCUGCAGAGGGAGCCCUCCCAAAGGAAGCUGAUUCCCAUGGGAACCAAGUCAUGCUCACCCCGGCGGAGAAGGGCGGUCUCUCGGAUUUCAGCAGCGAGCCCGCGCUCUAUUUCUGAGCCUCAUCGCCGGUGCUGCAGCAGCGGCUGCUGGGCAGGACGGGGCAGUGCAGCCGCCGUGUCCCCACGGGAACCGCCACGGAAACCGGCCCGACACCGCGGCGUUCCUCACAUCCUGCUGCCAAGGGUGGACCAGAUGCUAUCAGGCAUCCUCAGAGAAUAUUUGCACUGGAUUUUGGGACCGAAUUACUGCUUUCAAGGCGUAUGAAUUAUUCUGCCUGUGGCCUUGCAUAUUCCUUGUUCAAGAUCAGCUGCUGGUUAGGCAAAUGUGGGAAGGRCAUCUGUAAUCCUGGGAUGGAUGUUGAUUUUUCUCAGUGCUUAUCUUAGUCCAGGCACUGUGCAGGGGCUGGACAGCUUUUGUAACCCUUCUCCCCAGGGGAGGAUGGCUCUGGAGUUGGAGCUCUGGGAGCACUGGGUGGUCASGUGGGUUCACAGCGUGGCUGUGAUUUGACACAUGGGGUGUCAGUUGGAAAACCAUUGAAGGCUCAUGGUUUGUCCCUGGCACAUUUCUGGCUCUGCUUUCACUGAAACAUGGAAUUCAUGUGCUAGUUAUGUGCUUGUGGAGUUCACUGAACACCCUGAGGCAUGGGAAGGGCAACGAAUGCCUUUAGCUUUAGGUGUUAUUUUUGCACCAAUCAGUAAAGAAGUGUCCAGACUUGCUUGAGCCUGUUGAAGAUUCCCAAACAUUGGCCAUAGCUUUGGUCUGUCCUUCCCAACUGUGGCAUCCAGUCUCUGGGAAUUGCUGGUUGUGCUCCAGUUUGYCAGUUCCUCUUGUUGCUUUGUUCCAGAUCUCACUGAUCUCUCUUGGUUGCUUCCUUCGAGCCACGCUCACUCUGAUCCUCUAAUCAAAGCACAGGAGGGCAGUUUCACUCCUUUCUUCUGCAGAACUUGAACAAGGAAUGUGGGUUUUUUUUGGUUUUUUUUUUUUUUUUUUGGAUUUUUAUAGUUCUAUUGUAAUUGUUUAAUGCAGCCAAUAUGCAAAGGAAUCUGCUAGAAUCUUCCAUUCA